Molecule: messenger RNA, 2253 nt
Organism: Capronia epimyces CBS 606.96
Lineage: Eukaryota; Fungi; Ascomycota; Eurotiomycetes; Chaetothyriales; Herpotrichiellaceae
Product: dolichyl-phosphate-mannose-protein mannosyltransferase
Exons: 4
Coding region: 1-2253 (750 amino acids)
Biological process (GO): protein O-linked glycosylation via mannose
Cellular component (GO): endoplasmic reticulum; membrane
Molecular function (GO): dolichyl-phosphate-mannose-protein mannosyltransferase activity
Source: RefSeq, a predicted model, not a curated record
AUGGCCAGUACCACCGGAGGCUAUACCACCGGCGCCGGCCGCGACGAAACUGAACUGCGCCGGAGAAAUGUGACUAGCUAUGAAAAUGCCAAUGGACAACACAUCUACCAGGUGGAAGCGGAGGACACCAAGAAGCUUCAGAAGUCUCAGACCGGUAUCCUCCAAUUCCUCGAUGAGUGGGAGUGGGUGAUUGCCCCGAUCAUCUUCACAGCCUUUGCCCUGUUCACGAGGCUGUGGAGGAUAGGAUUGUCUCCCAUCGUGACUUGGGACGAAGCACAUUUCGGCAAGUUUGGGUCCCACUACCUCAAACGGGAAUUCUACUUCGAUGUUCAUCCUCCCCUGGGAAAGAUGCUAGUAGGCUUAUCGGGCUAUCUAGCUGGCUACAACGGGUCAUUUGAGUUCAAGUCUGGCGAGACAUACCCUGAGGGAGUGGACUACACCUUUAUGCGAAUCUUCAACGCCAUGUUUGGAGCCGUCACCAUUCCCCUGGCUUACUAUACCGCGAGAGAACUGAACUUCAAACGUCCCGCUGUGUGGCUGGUCACUCUCAUGGUUCUGUGCGAAAACUCCUACGCAACGAUCUCACGAUUCAUUCUGCUGGACUCCAUGCUGCUCUGCUUUACCUUUACUACUGUCCUCUGCUGGGCACGAUUCCACCGACUGCAGCACAAGAGCUUCUCCAUCGAGUGGUUUUUCUGGCUUAUCUUGACCGGGUUAAGCAUCGGAUGUGUCUGCAGCGUAAAAUGGGUCGGCCUUUUUGCGACCGCUUUGGUUGGGCUCUACACGGCAGAGGAUCUGUGGAACAAGUUUGGUGAUCUCAAGUUGCCUAAGACUGAACUGGCUGCCCAUGUUGUUGCGCGAGUGGUAGGGCUGAUCGUCAUUCCACUGCUUGUGUACAUGUUCUCGUUCUACCUCCAUUUCCUCAUCCUCGAGAACUCCGGCCCUGGCGAUGCCCAAAUGUCCUCGCUCUUCCAGGCGAACCUCCGUGGCACUGAGGUCGGCAAGGAUUCGCCUUUGGAAAUCGCCCUAGGCUCUAGAGUCACCAUCAAAAACAUGGGCUAUGGCGGGGGUCUGCUUCACUCCCACAUCCAGUCAUACCCUGAAGGCAGUGGGCAACAGCAAGUCACUUGCUACCACCACAAAGAUGCCAACAAUGAUUGGUUCUUUUGGCCCAACCGAAGCCAACCCGAGUUUGAUCCAGAAAGCCCGCUGAGCUUCGUCUCGGACAAACAAGUCAUUCGUCUUAUCCAUGCUCAAACCGGCCGAAACCUCCAUUCGCAUACCGUUGCAGCGCCAGUCACAAAGGCCGAUUGGGAAGUGUCUUGCUACGGCAAUACUACCGUCGGAGACGAGAAGGAUCAUUGGCAGGUUGAGGUGGUUAGCGAUGCCGCCUCGUCUGACCGUUCCCGAAUCCGCACUCUGACAACAGCCUUCAGGCUGCGACACGCCGACAUGGGCUGCUACCUACGAGCUGGAACUGUCAAUCUCCCUCAAUGGGGUUUCAAGCAGAUUGAAGUGACUUGCACCAAGGCCAACAAUCCUCGGGAUGUCUACACUCACUGGAACGUGGAAUCUCAUGUUAAUGACCGACUGCCCCCUGCCGACACGAAGAAUUUCCGGUCACCCUUCUUGAAAGAUUUCAUCCAUCUCAACGUUGCAAUGAUGACUUCCAACAAUGCCCUGGUCCCCGAUCCCGAUAAACAAGACGACCUGGCAUCACACUUUUGGCAAUGGCCCAUCCUGCAUGUAGGCCUUAGAAUGUGCUCUUGGGACGAUAAUAUCACCAAAUAUUUCUUACUUGGAAAUCCGAUGGUGUAUUGGGGCUCGACCGCGUCACUGGGCGUCGCAGGACUCAUUGUCCUGUGGUAUCUGAUCCGAUGGCAAAGAGGAUACAACGAGCUGAGCCCGGGCGACAUCGACCAAAUCCACUAUUCUGGCAUCUAUCCAGUGAUUGGCUGGUUCUUCCACUACUUGCCCUUUGUGAUCAUGGGGCGAGUCACUUACGUCCACCAUUACUAUCCAGCUCUCUACUUUGCGAUCUUGGUGGCAGGAUUUUGCGUCGACUGGACCACGCAGCGACUAAACAAGAAGGUACGAUGGAGCGUUUAUUUAGUCCUGUAUGCUGUGACCAUCGGGCUGUUUGUAUUAUUCAGCCCGAUCGUUUUCGGCAUGCAAGGAAGCAAUCGCCAAUACGCAUACCUUAGAUGGUUCGACCGAUGGAGGAUCUCGGACGCUCACAUGGGCGAGGAGUAA